AUGCUAGACGCCUGAAAUCAAAUUAUUUAAGAUGUUAAGGCCAGCAUAGAAUUGCCAGGAAUUUCAGGGUCAAGGACAAUAUGACAGCAUGCAUACUCGUUGAAGUGAAAAUGAAAUGCACCGACUCCGUGUGGAACCAAUCCACAGGGUUAUGCCGUAGAAGACACGAUCUAAUGUGAAAAUGAGGAAUCCUUCUAGGUUUCACGGUCCAUUAAACCGGACAUCAGGCGAUGAACGAGUUGGAGGAAGUUGGCUUGAUGCAAUUGCGAUUCCAGCUAAGCAGAAUUGAUUGUGAGAGGGGCAAGUGACGCAAGACGAGGGCAGAUAUCAGGGCCCAAAAUAGAAUGGGCCUUUAGCCUCCGAUGGCGUUUCUUUCGGUUCAAGCACUUUGUUUCGUGGUUUAAAUUCACAGCAUUCAUUUCUAACUAACAAGUCCAUGCCUUCUCCCUUCGACGAUUGUUAUAUAUACCCCGCCCUCACCAGAUCUUCCCAACUUAUACAAGCAAAUUCCCCCAUCCCUGUCGUCAAUUCUGUGAACCUAUAGACUUGAAGAGUCUGUCUGGCUUGUUGGCGUUUUGGUCUCUUUGUCUAUUUUUCUUAUAAAGUAGCUAAAAUAUGAAACUCGCAGUCUUCGCGCAGCUCCUCAUGACUCUUGCUCUGGUGUUAGCCACUGCCGUUGCAGCAGAUCCCGACCUUCUUCAAGAUCUGUGUGUUGCCCAUCUUAGCUCCGGGGUGAAAGUGAACGGGUUCACCUGCAAGGACUCUUCAAAGGUAAAUGCCUCAGACUUCUUCUCCGACAUUGCAGCCAAACCAAAACCUACCAACAACACGUUUGGCUCAGCGGUAACUGGAGUCAACGUUCAAGUAAUCCCAGGACUCAACACUUUGGGUGUGUCCAUGUCUCGCAUAGACUACGCUCCUAGCGGCCUCAACCCUCCCCACACCCACCCACGCGCCACCGAGAUAGUGUUCGUGCUCAAGGGUCAAUUAGACGUGGGCUUCAUAACCACAGCCAACAAGCUUAUAUCAAAGACCAUCAAGAACGGUGAGAUAUUUGUGUUCCCAAAAGGCUUAGUUCACUUCCAAAAGAACAACGGUAAGGUUCCUGCUUCUGUCAUCGCAGCCUUCAACAGUCAAUUUCCCGGCACACAGUCCGUCGCCACCACCUUGUUUGCCGCCUCGCCGCCAGUUCCAGACCAUGUGUUGACCCAGACAUUCCAGGUUGGUACCAAGAUGGUCGACAAAAUCAAGUCCAGACUCAAACCCAACAAGUAGCUGGUUGGUGAUCUGUCCUUCUAAUCUUUGUCGCUUUACAAUAUUUUCUAGUUUGGAAUUUACAAGUUUGUGGAAUUCACGGCGCUUCUGUUGACUUCUUGUGUAUGCCAUAUUAUUGUUCUCUGGAAAGCAAUAAUUCAUUAAAAAGUCCA
Prosopis cineraria is the source of this 1427-nucleotide messenger RNA. Its product is annotated as germin-like protein subfamily 2 member 4. Gene Ontology annotation, biological process: plasmodesmata-mediated intercellular transport; regulation of root development. NCBI's taxonomy places the organism in Eukaryota, Viridiplantae, Streptophyta, Magnoliopsida, Fabales, Fabaceae. The transcript is spliced from 2 exons. The record is from RefSeq and is a predicted model, not a curated record. Bases 616 to 1275 code for a protein of 219 amino acids. Gene Ontology annotation, molecular function: manganese ion binding. Gene Ontology annotation, cellular component: plasmodesma; cell wall.